Molecule: messenger RNA, 1275 nt
Organism: Ceratina calcarata
Lineage: Eukaryota; Metazoa; Arthropoda; Insecta; Hymenoptera; Apidae
Product: plasma kallikrein-like
Exons: 7
Coding region: 139-951 (270 amino acids)
Biological process (GO): proteolysis
Molecular function (GO): serine-type endopeptidase activity
Source: RefSeq, a predicted model, not a curated record
CACAGCAGCCGGCGAUACGAACAGAGAUAUAGUAGACACUAAGUGAUCCCGGUCGUCGUGCCUACCUUGCCCGUCGACUCGCUACACCACAACCGAGUACAGCUGUUGCAUAUCGCCAACCGGGACACCAUACAUAUUAUGUCGGACCACGCGACAAUGCAACGCGCGCUCCUCGUACUCCUCUGGUUAAGUUGUUGCAGCUACGCGUUACCGCGAGUGAUUAUACGAAAUCAUAAAAGGAAUCCGGCAAACGUUCACGUGCGGUAUAACACCUCUGACUUUAAUGGCUUGAAGCCGAUAGAUGAGACGUCGUACAUCGAUUUCAAUUCAGGGCCGUCGAUCACCUCGAAGAGGCCGAACGUCUGCGACAAUUGCGUGUGUGGCGUGGGCCGGAAAACAAGGAUCGUCGGCGGGAACGUGACGAGCGUUUACGAGUACCCAUGGAUCGUUAGCAUGAGUAAACAAGGCACAUUUUACUGCGCGGGCAGUUUAAUCACGCGCCGACACGUACUCACAGCGGCGCACUGCUUGGGAGGAUUCGACAAGAGAAGCAUCAAGUUGAUCCUGGCGGAUAACAACCGGACGAAACUCGACAAGAAUUCGAUAGUCCGACGCAUCAAAUCGGUCGUUAUUCAUGAAAAUUUUCACGCCUCCACGUACAACAACGAUAUCGCCAUAAUCGAGAUGGAUCGGCCAGUAGAUGUGAACGGUGUCGUGCGAACUGCUUGUUUGCCUGAAGACAAUAAAAUUUUGAGCACAGGUGACAGUGGUGGUCCACUGCACGUGAAAGGAACGUUCGGACACUUAGAAGUAAUAGGUAUUAUUUCAUGGGGCCGCGGUUGCGCAAGGCCAAACUUCCCAGGCAUCUACACGAAAUUAACGAAUUACCUUGGAUGGUUAAAAGAUCACUUAGACGAUGAAUGUGUAUGUCCGCCACCUCGUCGAGAAUAAUUUCCUCCUAAUAAUUGCUACUUAAGUCUAUAUCGUUUAGUGAACACACAUUUCUUUUACACAGUUACUUAGAAUUUAACUUUAAUUAAAUUAAGACUUCGACAGUAUGAUCAGUAUUAAGAUACGAUGCACGGUCAACUGAUUUCCGCAAAAUAUUUGCACUUUUUACAAAAGACAGUUAAUAGUCUUGGUCCAUGUACAAGCCAUCGUAGCGUAUUAUUAAGUUACUGCGAUUGUUCAUACGAUCGCAAGUAGUUGAGGUGAUCUAGUCCAGCGUAUACUAUAAUUUAUACAAGUUCCGAUUUUCUGUGAUGUGUUUCCUGU